Molecule: messenger RNA, 3609 nt
Organism: Microtus ochrogaster (prairie vole)
Lineage: Eukaryota; Metazoa; Chordata; Mammalia; Rodentia; Cricetidae
Source: RefSeq, a predicted model, not a curated record
AUGGAAGCCACCAAGAAGGUGGGGGGCCCUGAUCCAUCGGGCCUCCAGGGCCAUCCCCUGUGUGGCAGUCAGCAGUCAAAGGGUGGCUUCAGAGGGUCCCAGGGACCAUGGAUGAGCUCAAGAUCCCUAUACUCGAAGCAGGGUUUAUCACUGUCCACCGGGGCCAUCGCUGAUGUGGGCUGCAGCUCAACCCCCCAGGCUCCCCUCCCUCAGCCUAUUCACCCACUACACCAGGAUUCUGCUCAGGUCAGUAAUUACACACAGGGCUCUCAGGACACCCUGAGAUUAUCCUCUUCUAACUCAUUUCCAAACCCUGCUGUGGGAACCCAAGAGCAUCUCCUCAUAGACGAUGGGACUCAGACUCUACCACUGUGCACUCACAACGACAGCACUGACGACAAAACCCAGUAUGGCUUCAACCUCUCCCAGAUUCAGUUACAGCCUGGGAGGGAGAGCAAAGCUCCAGCUAAAGUUCUGGUAGGCUGGGGCAAAGGAAUCUGUAACAUUAGCCAGAUGCUCCCUGUAGAUCCCAGGAAGAAUCGAUGCCUACCCUACCUCUUGGGAGAGAGUGGUGCAGUUGAAGGUCAAGAUCCUUUGCAGACUCUGGCUCAGGCUCCAGUCCAAGUUCAGGGGCAGGACAAGGGUCCAGGUCUGGCUCAGGCUCCUACCCUAAAUAAGACGGCUUCUUCACCAUCAUUGUCUCUUCCAUCUUCAAUUCAGGCUUCUGCUCCAGCUGUCACUGCAACCCCAGCACCUGCAGCAGCUGCAGUUGAACCUUAUACCUCUAGUCCUGACCACCUGACUGUGACCACUAAAGACCUGCCUCUCGAUCUCAAGAACCAAUUGUCCAUUCUCUUAGACAAAGUGUCCUUUCCUCUUAAGAAGACUCCUUCCACUCCAGCACCUACUCCAGCAGAGUUUCCAGCCCACACCAAAGAGCAAGAGGUUGCCAAGAUGCAGGUACCACCCAAACAAUCUGAGGACCCUGUAAAGAAAUCUCCAAUUCACACCUCCAGGCUAGAUACCUCAUCACCAGCCUCAGAGUCUCUUGAUGCUCUCAAGACACAGAGAAGUAGCCACAAGAUUUGCAGUUCUCAGCCAGACAUGCAGCCCCCCAAAGCCUGCAGCAACAACAACUGCUCCAAUGUGCCACUGCCUGCCUAUCAAGGGACCUGCAAAAUGCAGUCCCCACCGCAGACUCCCAGAGAAGCCAUGCAGAUUCCCAUUUCUAGUGCUCCAACCUGCCAGCUCCAGGGUGCUGAAGAAGAUCAUGUGCUGGUAUUUGAUAUGGCCACAGGCAACACGAGGAUGGGGCUGCUAUGCCACGAUCCCACAGGCUCACGGGCAGUGCUUGUAGGUCUCACGCCCAACCACCCAUCGACUCACAUCUCUGAAAAUAUGCUGUCUGCUCGGACAUUGCCCAGGCCCAUUCUCUCCCCUAACAGUGAUCAUCCCAUCAUGUGGUCCACCACAGCCGUGCUAUCUAGCCCUGUGCCCUCAAGCCUCUCAGCGGGAAGCUACCGAGAGGUAGCCCUGGCUUCCAAGGAGGCCAGACACAACCUAGAGGUGCAAAAUUCCUCUGGCCCUGAAACCCCUAUCAGGAUUGGGAUGCUGGCUAGACCUGUUGUACCGGGCACACCCAACCAAUAUUGUGAAAAGAUACCAGCCCAAGUUCCUGAUCCUAGCUUGUCCAAAUCUGAGGCUGAAAAGAUUGACCCUGGCCGCACCAUCUGGAUGUUGGAUUCUCCCAGGAUGCAAGAUAGCUCCACAGUCCAGACUAGAAAAUUAGAGUGGAUAAAGCCAGAUACUGCUUCAACAGCCAAUAUCCAGACAGUGCUCAGAUCUCCACUCCAGGAGAAAGUAGGCAGCAAUAACCAGGAAGAGGUUAAUUCUGCUCAGCCUAGUGGCCCUCAGGCUGAAGAUACUGGUCAGAGUUUCCUCACUGGGCAAAACCUCCAGGCUAGACAGCUACCUGUAGCUGAGCAGGGCUCCCUAUCUGGUCAGCUCCCCUCUGUCAAACAACAUCCCCUUUCUAGUCCAUCUCAUCUUGGUGAGCAGACUCCUCUUUCCCUCACCAGACAGGUAUCCCUCGCAGUGAAGUCCUCCACCACCAAAGAGCCCACCUUUACCUCUGGGGAGUCUGUCCAGCCCUCCACCCAGGGUAAUCCUACACACGUGGGAAUUCUCCGAGUACCCUUGGUAUCUGAGGAGGCCUGCAUUUAUGGGAAGAGAGAUAAAGUUGGAAACAGCAGUGCCCAAAGAUCCAGCAUACAUCCGCUCCCAUCCUGGCAACCGGCCGACUCCCACAGGGCCUACCAGGAACAACUGUCCCUGAUGACUUUUACAGGUUGUAAGGACUUGCCCAUAUCCAUGGUGGGUACUGAGUCCCAGAGUGGACAUCUGUUCAAGCUGUCAGCUGAGGACAUGACAUGCUCACCAGAGGUUGCGCAUCUGGGUCUUCUCCAAGGGAACUGCUAUGAGCUAGUAUCUGCUAUGGAUGCUCUACAGGUACAGUCACCGGUGCUUUGCCACCACUCACCCAGUCCCUAUCAGAACAUGGCAGCCAUAGUGAUUGAUACAGGCACAGGAUUUACCAAAUGCGGACUAGCUGGAGAGGACCAUGUCCUCAGUGUGGUCCCCUCGCAAGUGCAGAUGCUGCAGCAUCCAUCCCAGGGCCAGCCCCAGUAUGUGGUACCUGAACACCAAGAGGGCUCCUACUCUGUACUGAACCGAGGAGUGGUCUCUGACUGGGAUGCUCUAGAGGUGCUGUGGCAACACCUGUUCUACUGCAAGCUCCGGGUGCAGCCUGAGGAGAUGGCUGUGCUGGUGGCUGACUCCCCCAUCUCACCACGUACCAACAGAGAAAAGGUGGCCGAAAUACUCUUUGAGCGUUUCCAUGUGCCGGCUAUGCAGACAGUUCAUCAGGCUCUACUGACACUCUACGCUUAUGGGCGUACCACUGGGCUGGUGGUGGGGAGCGGCCAUGGGACCUCCUAUGUGGCACCCAUCCUCACUGGGGACCUGGCUCCACUUGACACCUACCGGCUAGAUGUGGCUGGUUCUGAUCUCACUGAUUACCUGGCUCAGCUGCUCCUGGCAGGUGGCCACCCACCACCCAAAGCAGGACUUGUCAGACAGAUUAAAGAGGCCUGCUGUUAUGUGGCUAUGGAUAUGACCUCUGAGAUGGCCCGAAAUCAGUCCCAGACUCAGGUGGAGCUUGUACUCCCAGAUAAGCAAGUUAUCACACUGGGGUCUGAGCGCUUCUGUUGCCCCGAGGCUCUCUUUCAACCCAAUCUGCUAGGUCUCAACCAGCCAGGCCUCCCACAGCUGGCCCUGCUAAGUAUUAGUCGGCUGGAGGCCAAGCAGCAGGAACAGCUGCUGGCCAAUGUGGUUCUGGAAGGUGGUAGCACCCUGGUCAAUGGUUUCCCUGAGCGCCUGAGACAGGAGCUGGGCCCUGGUGCCACUGUGCUGGGUUCUCCCCACCGUGCAGUUGCUGCGUGGCUUGGGGGUUCCAUUAUGGCAUGUCGGGACUCCUUCCAAAACCUGUGGCUCAGCCGCAGGCAAUAUGAAGAGGAAGGCCCAUGGGCUAUCUACAAAUAUCAGCUGUGA